Anopheles cruzii is the source of this 2790-nucleotide messenger RNA. Its product is annotated as protein timeless homolog. NCBI's taxonomy places the organism in Eukaryota, Metazoa, Arthropoda, Insecta, Diptera, Culicidae. Gene Ontology annotation, cellular component: replication fork protection complex. Gene Ontology annotation, molecular function: DNA binding. The coding region runs from base 1 to 2790 and encodes 929 amino acids. Gene Ontology annotation, biological process: DNA replication checkpoint signaling; DNA repair; replication fork arrest. The transcript is spliced from 13 exons. The record is from RefSeq and is a predicted model, not a curated record.
AUGGCUGACUAUGUAACCACCAUCGAUGCCAUGUCCGCGACGCUGGGCUAUGGCGACAUCAACGAAUAUCACGCCGACCCGGAAGCGAUACAGGGUUUGAAGCUGUUGGUUUGGAUCUUGAAAAACGACAAAGCAGACCACGAGUACCGGCGUUACAUCGGAGAAAAGCAGCUCGUGCAAACGGACCUGAUUCCGUCGCUAGUGCACGGGUUCCAGAAACCGGAAAUUGCCGAUGUGUUGCUGCGUCUGCUCGUAAACUUGACCUUCUCGACGGAGCUGCUUUACAAGGGAAGCUACCCAAAAGACGCAUCGGAGCAGAAAAAAGUGUUACAACUGAUGGAAAUAGCGGAACAGUACAAGGAAGCGUUUGCCGUAAAGGCUGUGUGGUCGAUGCUGGGAGAAAAAAUGCAACAAAUCUUACGCAUCGACUUUUCGGAGCGCAGCGAAGCGCAAUCGGUCACCGUAGAACGUAUCCUAAUCCUUACACGAAACGUGCUGCAAGUACCGGCUAACGUAGAAAGAGAACAGCAGCUAGAUGACGAUGCCAGUCUGCACGAUCGUUUGCUGUGGUCUCUGCACCAAACCUGCACCAUCGACACGGUCCUGUACGUCCUGGGAUCACCUCUAGAGCAACAAUAUUUCAUGCAUUCGCUGGAGAUCAUGAGCCUUGUCUAUCGCGAACAGCAGCCAGCGGCUCUGGCCGAUGCCACACUACAGCGCAGGACGGCCGAAAAGAAGGAAGACGAAAUGAAGCUCAUCCAAGCGCUGCACCCGGCGACGAAAACGACUAAGCAACUGCCAGCGGCACGCCAUUCCCGCUUCCGGGGGACGUACACGUUUGGCAACCUCAAAUCGGUAUCGGACAAUGACUACAUAUCGCACCAAUCGUUGAACAAAAUCAUGAAUGCGGACCUGGGCAUAGACAAGCAACGAAUUAAGAAGUCGUUCCGUCAAAUGAAGCAGCCGGACGAGGUUGAGAGGAAAAGUAUUUUGUCCGUUAGGAUGUGUUUGCGGGAGUAUUGCGUGGAAGUUCUAUGUCUGUUCAAUAACAUUGUGAAGCAAGCGAGGCGCUACUUGAGCCAGUUCGAAAAUACCGGAUCGGAAUUCCACGACGAUACGUACCUGCUGUGGGCGGUACGAUUUUUCAUGGAAUUCAACCGCCAUAACGGACUAAACAUCGAACUAGUGAGCGAGGCGCUGAGCAUGACCACGUUUCAUUGGAUCAUCACGAGAAUCGAGGGCUACAGCGAUCUGAUCGUUACCGACAAAACUCGCAAACGCGUAUGGUCCAAGCGCUUGCACAAUGCAAUACAGACCUACGAUGAGAUGAUAAGCAAUUUGCGUGCACUCAGCGGGCGGUCCGAUCCGGAUGCAAAGGAACUCCUCGCCGUGCUGCAGCAUAACAUUUUCUAUGCCGUUGAGUAUCGGGAAACUGUCAUUCAAUUGCUUUGUAAUUUCAACGAAACGUAUCAAACAAGGAGUUUUUUACGGGUGGUCAUAGAGGUGGCCAAUCGCUUCUUUUCUUUGCUCGAAAAGUUUUGUAACGGAACCAUCCGCGUGCAGGAACGUGCCAAAGCCAAGCGACAGCCAAAUCGCCGCACCGCUGCCACCGCAUCGGAUGCACCGCACAAGACACAGGAAGACCUCGAGGACGAAUGGUUAACGAUGGCACCGAAAGUAGCGGCAAUUCUGCCACACAUUCAAGACUCGCCGGAAUCACUACCAACGCCAUUCGAUGCGGCGUCCUCCGUUCCCAUCGAUGAACAGAGGGGAAGCUGCAUGAUACGUAUUCACGGGCUGCUCCGGGACGAGAAGUAUGAGGACGCGGUGAAGCUAAUGUACGCGGCACGUUCCGUCUGGACCACUGGGGAACACUGCUUUGGGUCGUCGCAAUCGACCCCGGAUGAGAACCUAAUGCUUUUGAAGGAAAUUUUUAUGGCCAAUAUAGCGGACGGUAUGGGAUUGCCAUUCGACACGAUGGCUGACUAUGUAACCACCAUCGAUGCCAUGUCCGCGACGCUGGGCUAUGGCGACAUCAACGAAUAUCACGCCGACCCGGAAGCCAUACAGGGUUUGAAGCUGUUGGUUUGGAUCUUGAAAAACGACAAAGCAGACCACGAGUACCGGCGUUACAUCGGAGAAAAGCAGCUCGUGCAAACGGACCUGAUUCCGUCGCUAGUGCACGGGUUCCAGAAACCGGAAAUUGCCGAUGUGUUGCUGCGUCUGCUCGUAAACUUGACCUUCCCGACGGAGCUGCUUUACAAGGGAAGCUACCCAAAAGACGGCCAUCCAACUGUCAGUUCGGUUUGUUUUGAUCGCAAGUAUUCCAAGCAAAGUGAUGACGCCUCAGAGCCAGCCGCAUUCGCCAAAUGUCUGCAGAAGGUAUCUCCGAAAGAAUCUGGUAAGUAUUGCAAGAGUUUUUUACGGGUGGUCAUAGAGGUGGCCAAUCGCUUCUUUUCUUUGCUCGAAAAGUUUUGUAACGGAACCAUCCGCGUGCAGGAACGUGCCAAAGCCAAGCGACAGCCAAAUCGCCGCACCGCUGCCACCGCAUCGGAUGCACCGCACAAGACACAGGAAGACCUCGAGGACGAAUGGUUAACGAUGGCACCGAAAGUAGCGGCAAUUCUGCCACACAUUCAAGACUCGCCGGAAUCACUACCAACGCCAUUCGAUGCGGCGUCCUCCGUUCCCAUCGAUGAACAGAGGGGAAGCUGCAUGAUACGUAUUCACGGGCUGCUCCGGGACGAGAAGUAUGAGGACGCGGUGAAGCUAAUGUACGCGGCACGGUAA